GUUGGAGGCUUCGGCGCGGGCGCAGUGAAAGUGAAUAUAGCACAUAAACAGAUAUUGCGAAUCCUCGGUCUCUUCAUCGUCGACCCGUUUCCCGGAAAAUGCACACUUCCGAUGAUAUUCGCAACCUCCCUAUUGAUAUCACAUUUUCUCGUCUUCUAGAAUGGUUGGUUGAUCGGAAGAGAAUACCCGCGGAUUGGCGGAAACGAUUGACGGCGAUACGGGCCCGCAUAUCAAAGGAAUUCUCAUCGCUUCCAAGGGAUGCUGAUCCCUAUCUUCAUACCCUAGACCCUGAAGGGAUCGGUUAUUUGGAGGCCAGACAGAUAUAUGAUAUCCUCUUAACGUCUACUCCAGAGAGCCGGAAUAUAUUUGGCCGGUUAUCCGGUGCUGCCGGUGCAUGGGAAGCAAUCGUGCGUUCUUUUGAGAAGGAUAAUCUUUUCCUAGGUGAGGCUGCACUGAUUAUGGUUCAAAAUGUAAACUAUGAAAUUCCUUAUCAGAGAAAACAGGUGCAAAAGAUUCAACAACAGCUAGCAGAGCUAGACCGCAAAGAAGCUGAUAUAAAGAGAAGUGCAGCUCUAUCAGCAGCCAAAUAUGCUGAAGCUUGUCAAGAGCUGGGCUUACAGGGAAAAAAUGUUAGAUCAGAGCUUUUGGAGACAGCAAAAUCACUUCCAGGCACAUUUAGAAGAAUUUUGGAAGUUAUAAAUAGUGACAACAUAUCUCAGGCGGUGGAGUAUUACUCCAAUUUUGUCAGAGAUGCUCACACUGAAAAAGAUAAAUCCUCAGGAACUGUUCUACAGAACUUGAGGAGCAUGCGAGAGCUUCCCCCAUCCUUGAAUGUUUCUGUUGGUUCUGAGAUUCUUGGUGCCAAUACUGUUAACUUGAGUGAAAAUGAUGUAAAUAUUGCAAGAAGUAAUACAGAAGUUGCUGCCCCUAAUAUUGACUGGGACAUUUCUGUGGAGAGUUCGCAAAUUGAUUGGAACAUUGGAACUGUGGAAGAAACAGAUGAUGCGGGUAAUGGUCUGGGUCCUUAUGAGAUCAUUCAUGCCAGUGAUAUUGUACAGACUUCACCAACUGAUGCAGCAGGCUCCAAUUUGGCAACACCAAACAAAGAACAUGGCUUGGAUCUUGAUAUAUCUUGGGAUAUUAGUGUUGAGACUCCUCAAGUGGAUGUGAUUGAUGAUGUCAGUGCCUCAAAUGUGCCAUUGGAUGAUCAGACUUCUUUUCCAGACAGCUCAACUAAUUUGACUGAGAAUAGAGAAGAAAGGAGCCAGCUUCUAGACACAGAGUACAGAAAUAAGAUUCUUGAUGAUCUGUAUGAGUUGAAAGCCUUUUUAACCCAACGAUUGGCUGAGUUGAGGAAUGAGGAAACUUUGUCCCUGCAAAAUCAAGUCCAGGCAGUUGCUCCCUUUGCCCUGCAACAGUAUGCUCCUGAUGCCAUAGAAACAAUGCGAUCUGAUGUUCAACUGGCAAUUUCAUUGUUGACAAAUAGGAAGACAAGGGAUUUAAUUUUGAUUCUCAACUCCAAAAGAUUCCUAGACAGAUUAGUCAACUCAUUGGUGGAAAAGAGGCAUCAUGAAAUGAAGUUGAAAGAAGGGUUGAAGGACCUGGCUACCAAACGGAUGGAGUUGCAGAACUCUUUAUCCUCAUUGUGGCCAAAGCAAGAUGGAGCUCUGGCAAAGACAAGGGAGCUGAAGAAACUGUGUGAGGAUACACUUUCAUCCAUUUUUGACGGAAGACCAGUAAAUUUAAUUGGAGAGAUCAACGCUCUGCUGUCUGCUGGCCUCGGAGCAUGAAGGUAGCCUUUAUGAAAUUAGCUUAAGGAAGGGACGUUUUAUUGGUUAACAUUUCUUUCCUGCUUCUACUUAGCAUCAAUUUCUGGAUAAUGCACAACCCCCUUUUGGUCUGCUAUUAGUCUUGAAUUCUACUGAUUCUCAUGACAUGGAUGGACAGCGAUGUAUAAACCCCUUUUUGGUCU
Messenger RNA from Prosopis cineraria, 1972 nucleotides. Its product is annotated as CDK5RAP3-like protein. Gene Ontology annotation, biological process: regulation of mitotic cell cycle; regulation of cyclin-dependent protein serine/threonine kinase activity. The coding region runs from base 99 to 1790 and encodes 563 amino acids. The transcript has 10 exons. Lineage: Eukaryota; Viridiplantae; Streptophyta; Magnoliopsida; Fabales; Fabaceae. The record is from RefSeq and is a predicted model, not a curated record. Gene Ontology annotation, cellular component: endomembrane system.